AUGGAGUGCUUCGCCGAGGGACUCGGCCUGCCUCUCGACACCUUCACCGUCGGCACGGUCUCGCCUCCCGGCUGCGAUGACUCGCAAGAUGUCCUCCGCCUCUUGCACUACCACUCCACCGUCGGCAAGAGGUUCGGGCCGAACUUUUGGCGUGCGGGCGCGCACGCCGACUUCGAUCGCGAGGGCGAGGGCGGUCUCGAGGUAUGCCCCGGGCGCAAGGUUGUCGGCGACUUUGGAAUGGGAGCCGAGUGGCUGCCGGUCGAGGCCCGCGCCGACCGCAUCGUGUGCAACAUCGGCGACCAGCUCAUGCGCUGGUCCGACGACCGGCUCAAGUCGACCUACCACCGUGUGCAGUUGACGGAGAAUUCGAGGCCGCGCUACUCGAUGGCCUUCUUCAACCAGGCCCGCACCGAUGUUGUCAUCCAGGGACCGAACAAGAAGUACCCGCCUAUCACUGUCGCCGUCGGAGUUAUCAAGUCCGUGGAGAAGACUGACGGCAAGGCAAGACCACCAAGGCCGCCGAGAGGUGAGAUGACCAAGCUGGGGUGA
Molecule: messenger RNA, 549 nt
Organism: Trichosporon asahii var. asahii CBS 2479
Lineage: Eukaryota; Fungi; Basidiomycota; Tremellomycetes; Trichosporonales; Trichosporonaceae
Product: FAO1p
Exons: 4
Coding region: 1-549 (182 amino acids)
Molecular function (GO): dioxygenase activity
Source: RefSeq, a predicted model, not a curated record